Polypterus senegalus (gray bichir) is the source of this 2067-nucleotide messenger RNA. Its product is annotated as SH2 domain-containing protein 4B. The record is from RefSeq and is a predicted model, not a curated record. Bases 91 to 1704 code for a protein of 537 amino acids. Gene Ontology annotation, cellular component: cytoplasm. Lineage: Eukaryota; Metazoa; Chordata; Cladistia; Polypteriformes; Polypteridae. The transcript is spliced from 10 exons.
UCCUGUGGUAUAUUCAUUGAAAGAGAGUCUAGUGUACAGCUCUCCCUCAAGUGACCGUGGCCGGACAUCUCUGCAUUGCUGUUUUUCUUCAUGGCUGAUCCAGUGGCAGGAGUGACUGCUGGUGUUUUAGGAGGUAUCCUGUUGCUGGUUCUCCUUGGUAUUGGCAUUUAUUACUUGUGGAGGAGAAUGUGCCCCCGACGCCACUACGAGGAAUUCAUACCACCCACAACUAAUCCAUCUACAAGCUGCCAGUUUGUCAAGCCAUGUUUUAUGACGCCAAUGACACCCUGUGUGAUGCCAGUAAGCCUUCAUCUACAAGCAAUUCAGGAUGAGUUAACGCCCCACAAACAAAUGAUGCGUGGAGCUUCUUUUGGUGAUAUGAGUGCAUUUCCACUUGGAUCCCUGAAUCCAGGCCUCUACAAAUGUCAGCAGGAUGAGCAAGAUGGAGAUGUUCCAUUCCCAGUGGACAAAACAAGUCGCUUAUGCUUCAUGCUGGAGUAUCGUCUUUCCUCAGAACAGCUUCUGGUGUCUUUGGUGAAGGCUACCAACCUUCCGCCUGUCUGUGAGUCCUAUCCAGUCCUACUCAAGCUGUGUCUUCUCCCUGGUGAUAGGCGCCAUCUACAGUCCAAAUCCAAAAGAAGGUCGUGCAACCCAGUAUUCAACGAGAACUACGUUUUCCAGGUGUCAGUAGCCGGUGGGGUGGGAUUUGGGGUUGAUAAGCGGGAGAAGGAAGCUGAGAUAGAGAGGAAGUUUCGAGAUGCAAUGGCUAAGGAGAAGGCACGAUUUGCAGCUGAGAAGUGGCGGGAAGAGACCAAGAUACAGGAGGAACUGCGGAAACGGGAGGAAGAGGAGAGGCAGCAUGGGGAGGAAGAGAUACGACUCACAGAAGAGAAGAGGGCAAAGGAGUUAUACAUCAGUCUCAAGCAGCAGCAUGACGACAGGCAAAAUGACCGAGAAGAUAAAGAGUGGCAAGAGCAAUUGAGAAAGUCUAAAGCUGCAGAUAAGGCAAGGAAAGAGAAAGCUCGAUGCGCACGAAAUGAAUCUAAUCGUCAGUCUUUGCGAGCAAUUGAGAAAGGUCGUGUUGCAGGUCUCAGUGGACUUUUUCAGAAAACCAGCAUCAAUGACACUGGAUCCACCCGUCAAAAUAGUGCCAGUAUUGCCAAUACCACCUCAUCUCCAGUAGCUGUCACUGAUCCAGCUCAACUAAUUAAAAGUGAACAGAACCACAGGCACGUCAUGACCACUGGACAUCCUGCUAGUGACAGUCAGUGGACUCGGUCACCACAGCCCAAGUCUCGGGAUUCAGUGAUGAGUUGGUUCCGAGAGCAGCAGCUUCCAAAGAGAGCCGGCUUUGAAAGGAACAGUCAAGAUAUAGCACCUUGGUUUCACGGUCUGAUUACCCGACAAGAGGCAGAGUCUCUCCUCAUGAAUGCCUCAGAAGGCUCCUUCUUAGUUCGUGUUAGUGAGAGAAUCUGGGGGUACACCCUUUCCUAUCGCCAUCAGAGUGGCUUUAAGCACUUUCUGAUUGAUGCCUCCGGAGAUUAUUACAGUUUCCUUGGGGUCGACCAAAUCCGCCAUGCUACUCUAGCUGACCUGAUUGAAUUUCACAAGGAGGAAGUGAUCACAACAUCAGGGAGUGAGCUACUACAGGAAGCAUGUGCUGUGAAAACUACUGCAAAUGACUGUGGUGGACUGUUCCAAUGAAGGCUGAAGACACAGAUCAGUUAUUGUGGAAUGAAAAACACAUCUGCUUUGUAGACGGAGCACACUUUUAAACGCACACAGCACACUAGCAGCAUAAAGGUUUGCAAUAAACACACCACUAAGCAACCCACACACAGCAGACAAGCCCAAUAGCAGUUAGAUGUGACGUCCAAGGCAAAUGUCACUAAAGCGGCUAUGGCAUUUAGUAGAAUGGACAAAAAUACUUACUAGUCUUGGCUUAGGAACCUGCCACUAAUAGAAUUAGAAUUUGAGCUUAAGGCAGCUGGGAGACAGUGAACAAGCAGACUGGGACUGGCGGUGAGAUCUUUCAGAGCAGAUGGGGAAUGAGGCUCUUGUAGAAAA